Didymosphaeria variabile is the source of this 966-nucleotide messenger RNA. It is a transcript of the gene XYN30A, whose product is annotated as GH30 xylanase. Lineage: Eukaryota; Fungi; Ascomycota; Dothideomycetes; Pleosporales; Didymosphaeriaceae. Bases 1 to 966 code for a protein of 321 amino acids. Gene Ontology annotation, biological process: sphingolipid metabolic process. The record is from RefSeq and is a predicted model, not a curated record. Gene Ontology annotation, molecular function: glucosylceramidase activity. The transcript is spliced from 2 exons.
AUGGUGGCAAACCUCUCGACUACUACAACACUCUGCGACUGCCACGAUGAGCGCUUCAAAAGCACACUUCGAGAGUCUCUACAGUCACACAACUACACAAUGGCGCUCCUUACUGCACUGCUCGCAGCCCUGGCGCUCACUGUACAGGCGCGCACCUUCCUCACCUCACGACAAGCCUCAACCAUCACCGUCGACCUAACCAAAACCUACCAAACCAUGGACGGCUUCGGCAUGUCCGAAACCUUCCAACGCGCAAACCAGAUGCAUGCACUAUCCCCCGAGCUCCAACGCUACGCCCUAGACCUCCUCUUCAACCGCACCUCAGGCGCGGGCUUCUCCAUCCUACGCAAUGGCAUCGGUUCUUCCCCAGACUCCUCCUCCGACCACAUGGUCUCCAUCCAGCCCAAGUCUCCCGGCGGCCCCAGCGCAGCACCAAAAUAUGUCUGGGACGGAAACGACAACAGCCAAGUUUGGGUCAGCACCGAAGCAGUGAAGACGUAUGGCGUGAAGACCGUGUACGCAAACGCAUGGAGUGCGCCAGGCUACAUGAAGACGAACAACAACGACGCGAACGGCGGGUCGUUAUGUGGCGUCAGCGGCGCGACUUGCUCGAGUGGAGACUGGAAGCAGGCGUAUGCGAAUUACCUCGUGCAGUACAUCACAUACUACAAAGACCUCGGUGUGGACGUGACACAUCUAGGUUUCCUGAACGAGCCAGAUCUCACAACCUCGUACGCGAGUAUGCGCAGCAGCGGGCAGCAAGCAGCGGACUUCAUCAAAGUGCUGAGGCCCACGCUGGACAAGGCGAAUUAUACGAGCGUGGGAAUUACGUGCUGUGAUGCCGAGGGCUGGAGCAGCCAGCAGGGCAUGAUGAGCGGGCUUUCUUCCGUUACUGACUUGCUGGGUACGAUUACGGGACAGUACGCCUUCCCCUCCCCUUUUCAACAUACUCAAGCUAAAAGGUAG